CUCGGAUGUUACACCCUGUGGCUUCCCCUGAAACAAGCGAACUCAUUCAAGGCUUUUGGUUGCAGGUAUUGCGCCAAACAUUGAAAGAUGUUUUUGACCAGAUCGGAGUAUGACAGGGGUGUGAACACAUUCUCUCCUGAAGGAAGAUUGUUCCAGGUUGAAUAUGCCAUUGAGGCAAUCAAAUUGGGCUCCACUGCUAUUGGUAUCCAGACAUCAGAGGGGGUGUGUCUGGCUGUGGAGAAGAGGAUCACCUCUCCACUGAUGGAGCCCAACAGCAUUGAGAAAAUUGUGGAAAUUGACAGUCACAUCGGUUGCGCCAUGAGUGGCUUGAUAGCUGAUGCUAAGACUCUCAUUGACAAAGCAAGAGUGGAGACGCAGAACCACUGGUUCACGUACAACGAGACGAUGACAGUGGAGAGUGUGACUCAGGCGGUGUCUAACCUGGCGCUGCAGUUUGGGGAGGAGGAUGCAGACCCUGGCGCCAUGAGUCGACCCUUCGGUGUAGCGCUGCUGUUUGGAGGAGUUGAUGAGAAAGGGCCACAGCUCUACCACAUGGACCCAUCAGGGACAUUUGUGCAGUGUGACGCUCGGGCCAUCGGCUCUGCGUCCGAGGGAGCUCAGAGCUCUCUGCAGGAGGUCUACCACAAGUCGAUGACAUUAAAAGACGCCAUCAAGUCGUCUUUGACCAUCUUGAAGCAGGUGAUGGAGGAGAAGCUCAAUGCCACCAACAUCGAGCUGGCGACAGUAGAGCCGGGGAAGACCUUCCACAUGUAUUCCAAAGAGGAGCUGGAGGACGUCAUCAAGGACAUCUAGAGCAGGAGAGACUUGGUCUUGGUUUGAGUUCUGGCCAGAAGAUGUGGAGGUGUACCUAGUCCGAAUGUCACAACUUUCCAACAGCACAUUUUCUUUGCUGCAUUCAGGAUCGUUUGGAUUUCGUAGGAGGUUUCUGUUUGCAGUGUGCUAAUUCACUUCCUGUCUCUCGGUGUCUGUACGUCGCUGUACAGGAGUCUGACCAGAACUUAGAACUGAGUGACAAGAAGAAACAAAAUAGGGUUGGGGGUGGGGGGGUA
Salarias fasciatus (jewelled blenny) is the source of this 1070-nucleotide messenger RNA. RefSeq names its product proteasome 20S subunit alpha 5 (gene psma5). Gene Ontology annotation, biological process: proteasome-mediated ubiquitin-dependent protein catabolic process. The record is from RefSeq and is a predicted model, not a curated record. Gene Ontology annotation, cellular component: proteasome core complex, alpha-subunit complex; proteasome core complex. Lineage: Eukaryota; Metazoa; Chordata; Actinopteri; Blenniiformes; Blenniidae. Bases 88 to 813 code for a protein of 241 amino acids. The transcript has 10 exons.